This is a messenger RNA of Achroia grisella, 774 nucleotides long. Its product is annotated as androgen-dependent TFPI-regulating protein-like. The transcript is spliced from 5 exons. Gene Ontology annotation, cellular component: endomembrane system; membrane. Lineage: Eukaryota; Metazoa; Arthropoda; Insecta; Lepidoptera; Pyralidae. The coding region runs from base 1 to 774 and encodes 257 amino acids. The record is from RefSeq and is a predicted model, not a curated record.
AUGAAGACAGACACCAAAUCGUGUUACUUACUUUACCUAUUAUUUUCUAGUACAAUGGACAAAUUCAUAUAUUACCGUCUAAUUGGAUAUCUGGUGACGCUGUGUACCCAUCUCACGAACCUGGCCGUGGUGACGUCACGGCUCCAACAAAAACUACCCUCAAAUCCGGAACUCACCAUAUUCCUGAACCUGCAGUAUAGAUACCUCACGAUAUGGACAACGGUCUUUCAGGUGAUUUACGCCAUUAUGGGACUAGUUUGUGAUACCCUCAUUAUAAUUGGGAAGAAAUCGCCUACGAUCACAACUAUUAGAGAUGCUAGCUACAAAUAUUUCUCAGCAAUUGUGUUACCAUUCGCUGUGCUCGUGUUUACACUCUUCUGGCCUAUAUAUUUCUAUGACAAGCCACUGGUAUUUCCACCCAAAAGCAACAUGGUAAUAUGCCCUACAUCCAACAUUGUGUUCCAUGCAUUUAUACUACCCGUUGUUGUAUGGGAGUUGGUGUUUCAGCCGAAGAAAAUUUAUGUAUCACACACACACAGCUGUGUUUACAUAUUACUUAUGUAUGUGAUAUAUAAUACUUCGUUGUUUUACACUCGCUAUGGAGAUUAUGGGGUCUGGCCGUACCUUAUACUCAAAGUUCUGGAAGGUACCAUAUUUUUUCCCUUAUUCUUCAUUUUCAUAUUAUUCGUACUCUAUACGAGUUACUUCACUCAAUCUCAUCUCAAAUCUAAAGUUUGGGAGUACAGAGAGAAGAUUUAUAUAAAGGAACACUAA